CCCUAUUUCUCUCUCUCUCAACCAGCACCCGGCCUUCAGCAGCCGCAGACAUGCAAUUGAACGAAGGAGAAGAAAGACCCCAAACCAAGAAAAAAGAGUGGUAUAUGCUUCCUAUCCGAAUAAUAAUCUACUGAUUGAUUGAUUGAUUUUAAUCCAACACCACCAGCAAUUUUAUAGCAGUUUGGCAAUUAAGAAGAAGGAGGAGGAGGAGAAGAAGAAGAAGAAGAAGGAGAAGAGAUGAGUAAAAUGAAAGCUUCGAGCUCGGAAUUGGAUUUGGAUCGACCAAAUAUCGAGGACUAUCUGCCCUCUGGAUCCAUCCAGGAACCUCACGGCAAACUUCGCCUGCGUGAUUUGCUCGACAUUUCCCCUACCCUCACUGAGGCGGCUGGUGCCAUUGUUGAUGACUCCUUCACACGAUGUUUCAAGUCGAUUCCUUCAGAACCAUGGAACUGGAAUAUAUAUCUCUUUCCUUUGUGGGUUAUCGUGUUGACAGUAGGAUGGAUAAUAUUUCUCUCAUGCUAUAUUCCAGUGCAUUUGCUAUUGAAAGGGCAUGACAAGUUGAGAAAAAAAUUGGAGAGGUGUCUUGUGGAGUUGAUUUGCAGUUUCUUUGUGGCAUCAUGGACUGGGGUUGUCAAAUAUCAUGGUCCACGUCCUAGCAUCCGGCCUAAGCAAGUAUUUGUAGCAAAUCAUACAUCAAUGAUUGAUUUCAUUAUUCUGGAACAGAUGACUGCAUUUGCUGUAAUUAUGCAGAAGCAUCCAGGGUGGGUUGGGUUAUUGCAAAGCACUAUUUUAGAAAGUGUUGGAUGCAUCUGGUUCAACCGUUCAGAGGCUAAGGACCGUGAAAUCGUAGCGAGAAAGCUAAGAGAGCAUGUUGAGGGGCCAGACAACAAUCCUCUUCUUAUAUUUCCUGAAGGAACAUGUGUAAAUAAUCAUUACACAGUUAUGUUCAAGAAGGGUGCUUUUGAACUUGGUUGCACUGUUUGCCCAAUCGCAAUUAAGUACAACAAAAUAUUUGUCGACGCCUUUUGGAAUAGUAGAAAGCAAUCCUUCACAAUGCAUCUGUUGCAGCUUAUGACAUCAUGGGCUGUUGUUUGUGAUGUGUGGUACCUGGAGCCCCAAAAUCUGAAACCUGGAGAAACACCAAUUGAAUUUGCAGAAAGGGUGAGGGACAUUAUUUCUGUUCGAGCGGGCCUUAAAAAGGUCCCAUGGGAUGGAUACUUGAAAUAUUCUCGUCCUAGCCCUAAGCAUCGUGAGCGAAAGCAACAGAGCUUUGCAGAAUCAGUUUUGCGCCGCCUUGAGGAGAGAUAGGAAUAUGAUCCGACACGGUUUUUUUUUGGGCAUGCGCAAUUAGACUGGCAGGAAUCAGAGGUCAAAUGUUGAUAUGAAGUUCAUUUUAAUUUUUGUAUUUAAUUGGAAUUAUUUAUUUGGAUGACGUGCAUUAAGCAAAGUGCUGUGACUUCUGGCUUCUGAUGCAUGUUUAUGAUUUAGUUGAAUCCAUACAGUUUGGGGCUGGAAGGGAGAAGAUUGGUUUUGCCUGACACAUGUAGUUGCUUGUUAUAAAGGAUAAAUUUUGUACGUUGAUAUUGCACGGCGGAGGUAGUGGUCAGGCAGGCGCAUGAAUGUUUUGGUUAUAAAGGCGGUCGUUUUUCUAUUAACAUUAUUGUC
Messenger RNA from Coffea eugenioides, 1665 nucleotides. Its product is annotated as glycerol-3-phosphate acyltransferase 9. Bases 238 to 1308 code for a protein of 356 amino acids. Gene Ontology annotation, molecular function: glycerol-3-phosphate O-acyltransferase activity. Lineage: Eukaryota; Viridiplantae; Streptophyta; Magnoliopsida; Gentianales; Rubiaceae. Gene Ontology annotation, cellular component: endoplasmic reticulum. Gene Ontology annotation, biological process: triglyceride biosynthetic process. The transcript is spliced from 12 exons. The record is from RefSeq and is a predicted model, not a curated record.